CGCGUCACCCUGUAUCCAGAGUCAUCUUACUUCAAGUCACCGCAAAUGAAUAAAUCAUGAACUCGAUGUUGGACAAUACGAUCAUGACGACUUGACAAAUGUGUGCGGGCUAAUUUAACGACUUGCCAAGUAUGUCGCAAGCACCCCGCGAGAGAGACCCUUCGAGUCGCAGGGACAGGAAAAAAAGGACACAUCAACGAAGCGAGAGCAACGGAGAACUGCUUGAUCCAUCAGAACGAGAACCUCAUCAGACCAGUCCGUCGAAAUCUAGACCCAAGCCGGAUCGGCAUCGCUCCAGUGAGAGGCGGGCCAGACGGCCGGACUCUGAAAACACCAAGACAACCAGCAGCGGAUUUUCCACAGAGCAGCUCGCGGCAUUGGACAAGCGAAACGAGAAGCUCGGUUGGUCAGAGUACGACAAAUUGAGACCGUCGCCUCGACGGGAAGAGGUUGAGGAUCGUCGCGACAAGCGUGCAUUGCGCGACUCUGGCAUCAGAGAAAGAGAUCGUCGCGACAGAGGAGGCGCACGCGAUGACGACAAUGAGCGGGAAAUUGAAAGGCGGGAACGAGCGAGGGAGCGUGAACGGGAGCGGCGGAGACAAGAACAUCGGGAGCGUCGAAGGCAAAGACGUGGGGAAGAAAGAGCGGCGGACAAAGCAACGGGCGAUGAGGAUGAGACGCGGGGACUUGCAUACAACGAGUCGAAACGAGCGCGAGACCGUCCGCGUGACAGCCAGGGCCGGCGAGUUGUAAGUGGUCAGAAGCUGGAGCAAGGUCCGACGAAAUAUUACAGCGAUAAGGAGGAAUUUCGAGACGACGUCCGUCCGUACGAUGGCAGUGACAGUACAAAUACCGACGGAGAUGAUCCAGAGAAGAAACGGAAACUCAGACGGAAGAUUUUUAUUGGAAUCGCCAUCCUUAUCGUUCUUUUGCUCAUCAUCAUUCCGGUUGCCGUCGUUGUGUCCAAAAAGAAGAGUGCUCCUGGCAACGAUAGUUCUGGAACCAGCUCAUCCCAGCCUGGCAACAGCGAAUUGGAUGGCUUAUCGGAGUCAGACCUGCCUAAAAAUGUACAAGGCACGAUACUUGACCCUUGGACGUGGUACGACACGACGUCUUUCAACGUAACUUACACGCCCGAAACUGUUGGCGGUUUGAGUGUCAUGGGAUUGAUGAGCACUUGGGACGAUAGCAAGCAAGCUAACGCGAACGUACCGCCGCUCAAUCAGCCAUUCCAAUAUGGAACCAUGAAGAUCCGUGGCGUCAACCUUGGAGGGUGGCUAAGCAUUGAGCCAUUCAUCACUCCAUCGCUAUUUUCAAGCUAUAAUACACAUGACGGUGUUGUUGACGAAUAUACUCUGACCCAGACUCUGGGACCAAUGAGAUCCAAAAGCAUCCUCGAGAAACACUACGCAACUUUCGUUCGCGAAUCAACUUUUGCAGAAAUCCAAGCAGCCGGAUUCGACCACAUCCGCAUCCCGUUUUCCUACUGGGCGGUUACCACAUACGAUGGCGAUCCAUAUGUCCCUCAGGUAUCCUGGCGUUAUCUCCUCCGGGCGAUCGAGUGGGCUCGAAAAUAUGGCCUGCGCAUCAAUUUAGACCUACAUGGUGCCCCGGGUUCUCAGAAUGGUUGGAAUCACUCGGGACGACAAGGUACAAUCCGAUGGCUCAACGGCACCGAUGGGACGCUCAAUGGCCAGCGGACGAUCGACAUCCAUAAGCAGCUGUCAACGUUCUUCUCACAACCGCGGUAUAAGAACAUCGUUACGAUGUAUGGUCUUGUCAACGAGCCUCGCAUGGUCUCACUCAACGCAGACACUGUGAGACAGUGGACGCAAAGUGCAUACACCGCAGUUCGCGCCAGCAACUUCACCGGAAUCAUAAUCUUCGGUGACGGUUUCAUGGGUCUGGAUAAAUGGCAAGGUCAGCUCACGAGCAAUCAAGGACUUCUCUUGGAUGUGCAUCAGUACACCAUUUUUAACGUCCAGCAAAUCGUCCUGAACCAUCAUGACAAGAUCAACUUCGCCUGUGGCGGGUGGACAGCACAGGCGUUGCGAUCUUCCAAUCCCUCAACAGGGUUCGGACCAACACUCUGCGGCGAAUGGUCCCAAGCCGACACCGACUGCGCACGAUAUCUCAACAAUGUCGGUGUCGGCUCUCGAUGGGAGGGGACUCUUAACACGGCAUCCACUCCCGGUGGCAGCGCCGACGGCAGUGUCCUGACGCCGACCUGUCCCACGAAAAACAACCCCCGAUGUUCCUGCGACCAAGCCAAUGCCGAUCCGAGCACAUACUCGCCCGAGUACAAGCAAUGGCUACUCAUGUUCGCCGAAGCGCAGAUGGCGUCCUUCGAGAACGGCUGGGGCUGGUUCUACUGGACGUGGCAGACAGAAUCGGCAGCCCAAUGGAGUUAUCGCACCGGUUUGGCGGCUGGCACUCUGCCGCAGAAGGCAUACGCGCGAAGUUUCAAUUGCUCCUCGGAGAUUCCGCAGUUUGCGAGCUUGGGACUGCCCGAGUAUUAUUGAAGUGGAACAUGGCAUUCGAUGGACGAAGUUUCUGUUUUAUGGCAGGCAUCAAUGCGAUCCAUUUUAGCGUGGGAAUAUUGUAUGAAUUAUGAUGAUGGGCUAUUUAUGGUGAUUGUCUUAAUGGAAGACGGUCGGUUCAUAGAACAUACAGCUACGUGGUAUUUAGGGCGUCCGGCAUUGACACUUUAAGAGAUACAUAUUACUCGAUCCUUAUCGGAACUCGAUCCCCGAGGUCAUUGUGAGACAUGGCCGAGAUAGUGGAAUCGAUCAGAAUCAAAUCCACUUACACCUACAGUGGCUAAAGCG
Messenger RNA from Dissoconium aciculare CBS 342.82, 2828 nucleotides. RefSeq names its product glycoside hydrolase family 5 protein. The record is from RefSeq and is a predicted model, not a curated record. Lineage: Eukaryota; Fungi; Ascomycota; Dothideomycetes; Mycosphaerellales; Dissoconiaceae. Gene Ontology annotation, biological process: glucan catabolic process. Gene Ontology annotation, cellular component: cell surface; extracellular region. The coding region runs from base 132 to 2522 and encodes 796 amino acids. Gene Ontology annotation, molecular function: beta-glucosidase activity. The transcript has a single exon.